ACACAGACCUGGGCAGUGAGAUGGUGACGGUUACCCUGAAGGAUAUCUUUCAGACCAACCAUGCCAUCCCCUGGAGCUUGUUGAAGGGACAGGAGGAGAAUAGGCCGGUUCUCAAGGAUGCAAAAACUUACCCAGAACUGGCAGACACCCUGCUCAAACAUUUGACACAUUUCCGGUACCCCUGUGUCUUCCCUAGAAUGGUGGAAAUGGUCAAGGAGAAGGGCAGGGAUGUCAUCAGUUGCCUGGUGGCUGGUCUGACCGCUGCGCAACUGAAGUUCUUCCCCCAUGUCCACUACAGGACCUACAAAGGGACAAAAAGGGUCAAUUGGAAGAACGAUGCGUAUGCCCUGCUCAGACCCGAAGGGGAGCCAGAGACAGCAGAGACCAGGGCAAUCAAGCUCAAUGAGCUUGUUGCCCAGGAACUGCUCGAAAGGGCUUUGACGGAGGACGGGCACCUGGAGCGGUACAGGGAGUGGGGGAUGCCCUGGCUUCCCAUGGUGCUGUCAAGGAUUCCCCCUGAGGUGAAGAAGGAGGACAGGAAGAUGGACCUUGUGGUCUAUUUGUCUUGCCUUGCCAUCAUAAUGAAUGGUGGAUUUGUGCACUUCGCCAAGCUCAAGGACCUUCACAAAUCCCUCCCUGUCUCCCAGAAACGGCUGUUGGACAUCCGUCUCCGGUCAGUCUUCUCCCUGAAGACCAUCUGCAGGGAUACAGUCCUGUACAGGCUGGCAGAUGACAUACCCACCACCCUGCCAGCCACACGCAAUCCCUACAGGGGUAGGAAGGGCCGCGAGGAGGAGGCGCAGGAGGAAGAGCCUGCUGACCCUGGACUUGACGAGUCAACCUCACAGUUGCUGGUGGAGGAGGAUAGCCGUCAGGCCAGGUCUAUCAGCAUGGCCAGGCCAGCUGGCAAACGGACAAAGUGGUCACCCCAGGAACUAGCCCUGGUAAGGGACACUGGGGACCUGGAGGCUGACUACAAGUCAUAUGUGAAAGAUUGCUUUGACAGUGACAUUCCCCACCGUUCCAAGCAGUCUUUCAAAGCCAUGCGCUGGCGCAUGAGGGAUAACUAG
This is a messenger RNA of Xyrichtys novacula (pearly razorfish), 1070 nucleotides long. Lineage: Eukaryota; Metazoa; Chordata; Actinopteri; Labriformes; Labridae. The record is from the annotation of a GenBank genome assembly.